AUGAGUCACAAGUCCUACACCAUUGUGAUCAAGCUUGGAACAUCGUCGUUGGUCGACGAAGUGACACGCGAGCCUCGGAUCGCCAACAUGGCCAACAUCGUUGAAACGGUGGUGAAACUCCGCCGCGCGGGCCAUCGCAUUGUGGUUGUCUCCUCUGGAGCCAUUGCGUUUGGUAUGAGAAGAGUAGGUGUCACAGAAAAGCCCAAGCAAUUGGCCGCAGUACAGGCAUUGGCGUCUAUCGGUCAAGGCCGGUUGAUAGGGCUCUUUGACGACAUGUUCCGGCAAAUGAACCAGGCGGUGGCGCAGAUUCUCAUCACCAGAAACGACAUUAUCGAUUUCACCCAGUACAAGAACGCCGUCAACACCAUCCAACAAUUGUUGGCCAUGGAUGUGAUCCCCAUUGUCAACGAAAACGACACCUUGUCCGUGGCCGAGAUCAAAUUCGGUGACAAUGACACGCUUUCGGCCAUCACAGCAGGUAUGAUCCAUGCAGACUAUCUCUUUCUAAUGACCGACGUGCCAUGUUUGUACACGGACAACCCACGCACGAACCCAGACGCCAAGCCUGUACUUUUCGUCGACAAGAUCGAUGAGCUUGCAGUGAAAACAGACACAGAAGCCGGCAGCAAAGUUGGAACGGGCGGAAUGACCACGAAAUUGAUUGCUGCGGAGUUGGCUACGAAUGUCGGUGCUACCACCAUUGUUACGCUCUCGUCUCAACCACAGUACAUUUUGGACAUCGUGGCCAGCAUCCAGAAUGCGCCAGAUGGAACUCUGCAAGAACAAGAGCAACAUGUGGCCAAGGAGAUUUCUGCUGGUCGUCUUCCGCUCCACACGCGAUUCGUGGCACUUCCUAAAAACGAACAGAUCAAGUCCGACCGCCGGUUUUGGCUUUUGCACGGCCUCCGUACUAAAGGUUCGUUGUACAUUGACCUGGGCUGCUACGAAGCUUUGACCCGCAAAGACAGAGCGGGGCUUUUACCUGCUGGAGUUGUGGCAGUGACGGGCCAGUUCCAUGAGAGCGAAUGUGUGUCGAUCAAGGUGAUCCCUAAGCGGUUGGGCACAGGGCUGGAGUCGUUAGAGACUGUGUUGCAAAGUGCAGUCGAGGUGGGCCAUUGUCGUGUCAACUACAGCUCCACGGAAAUUGAUUUGAUCAAGGGCCUUCGGAGCAGCGAGAUUGAAAAGGUUUUAGGAUACGCCGACUCUGAGUAUGUGGCCCAUAGAGACAAUCUCGCAUUCCCACCAGAGAGCAGAUAA
Messenger RNA from Clavispora lusitaniae ATCC 42720, 1257 nucleotides. It is a transcript of the gene PRO1, whose product is annotated as glutamate 5-kinase. Gene Ontology annotation, molecular function: RNA binding; ATP binding; glutamate 5-kinase activity. NCBI's taxonomy places the organism in Eukaryota, Fungi, Ascomycota, Pichiomycetes, Serinales, Metschnikowiaceae. Gene Ontology annotation, cellular component: cytoplasm; cytosol. The record is from RefSeq and is a predicted model, not a curated record.